Parasteatoda tepidariorum (common house spider) is the source of this 1936-nucleotide messenger RNA. Its product is annotated as 6-phosphofructo-2-kinase/fructose-2,6-bisphosphatase. Gene Ontology annotation, cellular component: cytosol. Lineage: Eukaryota; Metazoa; Arthropoda; Arachnida; Araneae; Theridiidae. Gene Ontology annotation, molecular function: fructose-2,6-bisphosphate 2-phosphatase activity; ATP binding; 6-phosphofructo-2-kinase activity. The record is from RefSeq and is a predicted model, not a curated record. Gene Ontology annotation, biological process: fructose 2,6-bisphosphate metabolic process; fructose metabolic process.
GAAUUAUACUACAAAAAGAAGCAUUUCCGAGCGUUUUUUUACGCUAGAUGCGUUUGCCACUGUGAAAAUUAAAGUUCGUAAAUAUUUAAGCCAGUUCAAAUGAAACCAAAUGAUUCUCAAAUGGAAAAAGAUGCUAAAGUCGAAAAAGUUCAAAAUUGCUGUCCCUACAAUAUUUUCUGACAUACUCAAUGAAAUUAAAUAAACAAAUCUUUUCUGUUAUUUAUGUUAAGUUUGGAUUUUGAUUUCUUCCGACUAGGGAAAGAAUUAUUAAGUUACUAUUUGAAAUGUUCUUAAUCAAGUAAAAAAAUUCGUUUAUUUUUUUUACAGAAUUUUGUUUAUCAAAUUACUCUCACUGUUUUUAACCAUGCAUAUCGACUGGGAUAUAGUUAAAGCUCAUCCCCUAUGGAGUCGAUCAUCUGUAUCUUUUGACCCAGGAAUGUGUGCAAAUUAUGUUAAUGUGCCGCACGUGAUUGCUAUGGUGGGUUUGCCUGCUCGUGGAAAGACUUAUAUUGCACGAAAACUUGCUCGCUAUCUCAACUGGAUUGGAAUAAACACCAAAGUUUUUAAUGUUGGAGAGUACAGAAGAAAAGCUACUGAAGCAUACAAGAAUCAUGAAUUUUUUAAUCCCAACAAUAAAGAAGCAAUGGAUAUAAGAGGGAGAUGUGCAUUGGAUGCAAUGGAAGACAUGUGCAAAUGGUUGGAGAAGGAGGGGGAGGUAGCGGUAUAUGAUGCAACGAAUGCUGUUUUUGAAAGGAGGAAGUUAAUAUAUGACAUCAUUUGUAAGAAGUUUGGAUGCAAGUUGUUUUUUGUUGAAUCUGUAUGUGACGAGGCAAACAUCAUUGAAGCUAAUUUAAAGGAAGUGAAAGUGCACAGUCCUGAUUACAAAAAUAGAAAUGUUGAAGAGGCUCUCACGGAUUUUAUGUUUCGAAUUGAACACUACAAGGAAAUCUAUCAGUCAUUAGAUGAAGAGAAAGAAGGAAAUUAUUCUUUUAUGCAAAUAUAUAAUGCUGGACAAAAAGUAUAUGUUCAUCACCAUGAAGGUCAUGUUCAGAGUAGGAUAGUCUAUUAUUUAAUGAACAUACAUAUAAAUCCUCGUUCUAUAUACCUAACACGGCACGGAGAGAGUAAAUUCAAUGCAUUGGGAAAAAUUGGAGGUGACUCUGAAUUAUCUGACAGAGGCUGGGAAUAUGCCAGAAUGCUGUCAAAGUACAUAAAAGAACAGAAUAUUCCAAGACUGCGUGUCUGGACGAGUUUGUUACAACGCACACUACAAACUUCUUCAGGGAUUAUUGCCCCACAAGAAAGGUGGAAAGCUCUCAAUGAAAUUGAUGCAGGCUUGUAUGAUGAGAUGACGUAUGACGAAAUACAAGAAAAGUAUCCUAAAGAAUUUGCCGCUCGAGAAGAAAAUAAGUUUAAAUAUCGAUAUCCCCGAGGAGAGUCCUACGAAGAUCUUGUAUCUCGACUGGAGCCGGUUAUUAUGGAGCUUGAAAGACAAGAGAAUGUGUUAGUGGUUGCACAUCAGGCUGUGUUGAGGUGUCUUCUUGCCUAUUUUCUGGAUAAGAAAUCUAGUGAAGUUCCUUUCAUAAAAGUUCCACUGCACACCAUUAUGAAACUCACUCGAGCUGCGUACGGUUGUGAAGUGGAAGAAAUUAGGAUCCCGGUUGAAGCGGUUGAUGACCACCAACUUCUUUAAAUCAUCAAGUGCCUUUCUUACAAUCCCUUCUGUUGAAAAAAGGAAUGUUUACUGUGCUCUAGUCUAUAAAUAACAAUUUUUAACCAUUUUUUAAGAGAGUUUUUAAACUUUUUUAUUAUGUGUAGAGUAACAAGAUGUUACUUAUUUGAAAUUGUCAGAAUCUCAGAAACAUCAUAGUGCAAGAAAUGAAUUUUAUAUUUUGGUGAUUCAUUUUCUUAUUCAUUAAACACUAUUUAAAAUAUU